This is a messenger RNA of Spodoptera frugiperda (fall armyworm), 1450 nucleotides long. RefSeq names its product solute carrier family 35 member E1 homolog (gene TPT). The record is from RefSeq and is a predicted model, not a curated record. Gene Ontology annotation, molecular function: antiporter activity. The transcript has 3 exons. Gene Ontology annotation, cellular component: Golgi apparatus. The coding region runs from base 350 to 1291 and encodes 313 amino acids. Lineage: Eukaryota; Metazoa; Arthropoda; Insecta; Lepidoptera; Noctuidae.
UCUAAUCAAACGUGUGUGGUGGUUCGUCCAGUGAGGUGCAGGUACAGUGCUGUACAGUACAGUUAUCAAAAAGUACAUUUUUGUACAUUGUGUAUUCAAUAAAGAGUAAUAACAAAGCAGUUCUACUUUCGCGGGAAGAAAUACUGAAAGUAAGCCUACAUGGCCGACACACGAGAUACGAGUUAUGAAGUUGUAAAUAUCGUCUCAGAAAGUAACAAUCUUUUUUAAACAUGUACUCGUGGACCAAAACUCAUAUUUUUAACCAAAUUUUUUAAAGGCAGCAGGCCAUUAAAGAAGUAUGAAGGAGAUACUAGGCUGCCGCGCUACAAGUUGAGGUCCAGAAGCUAGCAUGGCGAUGGACACGUCUCGGCGCGAGGCGCUGGUGGUGGUGGCGCUGUGCCUGGCGUGGUACGCGGCCAGCUCGGCCAGCAACGUGGUGGGCAAGCUGGUGCUGACGGACUUCCCGUACCCCGUCACCGUCACCAUGGUGCAGCUGCUCAGCAUCGUGCUGCUGAGCGCGCCCGCCUUCGCGCUCUUCGGCGUGCGGCGCCAGACUGACUUCCCUCGCCGCUACUACUGGCGCACCCUUGUGCCGCUCGCCUUUGCUAAGUUCCUGACAACUAUUUGCUCCCAAGUAUCUAUUUGGAAAGUUCCCAUCUCCUAUGCGCAUACAGUGAAGGCGACGACCCCGCUGUGGACGGCGGGGCUGGCCUGGAUCCUUUUCGGCGAGCGCCAGUCGCGCGGCGUGCAGCUGGCGCUGGUCGUGAUCGCGCUGGGCGUGGGCGUGGCCUCGGCCACCGAGCUGCAGUUCGACGCGCUGGGGCUGGGCGCGGCGCUGGCGGCCGCGGCGCUGCUGAGCCUGCAGCACCUGUACUCCAAGCGCGUCAUGCGCGACACGGGCGUGCACCACCUGCGCCUGCUGCAGGAGCUGGGCCGCCUGGCGCUGGCGCUGUUCGCGCCGCUGUGGCUGUGGAGCGACGCGCGCGCGCUGUGGGCGGGCGCGGCGCCGGGCGCGGGCUGGGCGCGCGGCGGCGCGCUGCUGGCGGCCGACGGCGCGCUGGCGUGGCUGCAGGCCGUGGCGGCCUUCAGCGUGCUGUCGCGGGUGUCGCCGCUGACGUACGCGGUGGCGUCGGCGGCCAAGCGCGCCGCGGUGGUGGGCGCGUCGCUGGUGCUGCUGCGGAACCCGGCGCCGCCGCUGAACGUGCUGGGCAUGUCGCUGGCGGCGCUGGGCGUGCUGGCCUACAACCGCGCCAAGCUGGCCGCGCGCCGCGAGCCCGCGCUGCCCGUCUGACGACCUCGUCGUCGUUGUGCUGCUCUUGUAAAAUAUUUUUAUUUUUAUAUGUAUUAUGAUGACAUUUUAAGAUAUUAGUAUAAAUUGACGAUAUAAUAUAUUAUGUUAAUGUAUAUUUUAGUGCAAAAAUGCAUAAUAAACGAAACGUUCUUAUUUUAA